Molecule: messenger RNA, 4479 nt
Organism: Danio rerio (zebrafish)
Lineage: Eukaryota; Metazoa; Chordata; Actinopteri; Cypriniformes; Danionidae
Source: RefSeq, a predicted model, not a curated record
AGAAUAAUAAUAGUACAUCACAGUGCUAGUCUGAAGUUCCUAUGUAUAAACAGACAUCAGCAGUGUUUGGUGCUGCCAUGCUCAUCAUUCCUGAAUGCAAAUUUGCUGCAAUGCCUGGAAGAAGAAAUGAUUCUGCAUUGAUUCCUCGGACAGUAAGAUUACUGUUCGGCACAUGUAACUGUGAAAGGGGAGGGAGGAAUAGAGACAGAAAGAGACUAAGGGGAUUAGGAGGCUUCUCUCCAAACAGUAACCAUGCCAGUCAGAGCAUUUUCCGAUGGAAGUCUUGUUGAAUCCUUUGAACUAUUGGUGAAUUUUCCAACAAGACUCGGACUGGAUCACAGAGCUAGUCAAGUCGUGAAUCAUGGGAUAAUUUAGUUGGAAAUAAAACAAGGGUAUGUAUAUGACAACCAAAAACCAAAGCUGGACUUGCUCAUGAAGAGCACAGGAUGUGGAUGAUCUGGAGAAGAUGACUCUGGUUUGACUUCUGUUUCCACAGGUUUUCUUCAUGUAAUACAGGUAAUCGGGUCAAGAACUGGAUUUGAGGAUUAAUAUUCAUUAUGUGACGGUUUCAUUCUGGAUGCUGGAAGAUUUUUGCUAUUGUGCUGCACCUGUCGGAUUGUUAAAUGGUGCUAAUAACUGAGAAUGGUGUUGCAGGAGGUGUUGUUCUGGUCAAGGUUCACAAACAUGACACUGAGGACAACCGAGCAAGAGGCUGGACCAAUGAGGAGUCCUCCAUUCAGAGCUCCACUGUUGUAGAGCCAAACGAGGACUCUUACUAUGCAGAUGAUGAUGAAGACCACCAUUUUUAUGAUGAUGAUGAUGACGAUGAUGAUGUCUACCAGGAGUUUGAGGAGUUGGACUUCUCAAAACUUCCAGAUAGCAGAAGCAUGGCAUCAGAUGACUCCUUCUACCCACCUGAUGAUUCGCUCAGCUUCGAGAAAUGCCCGAGUCCUGAGAGCCCAGAGCCAGUCAGCUUUUUCAAGGCAUGCUGCAGCAACAACGUCAUCAUCGUCAAGAUCAUGAUAAGACAAGGUGUGACUGAGGCAGAGGUGCGAGAAGUGGACAAAAAUAACAGAACAGGUCUGAUAGUGGCGUGUUACCAGGGCUACGUGGAUGUGGUCAUUGCACUGUCCCAGUGCCCACAUGUGGACGUGAAUUGGCAGGAUAAUGAAGGGAAUACAGCUCUCAUUAAUGCUGCACAAGCAGGCCACAGUAUGAUUACACACUACUUGCUAAACUAUUUUCCUGGGAUUGACACUGAGCGUAGGAACUGCCAUGGCUUCACGGCGUUGAUGAAAGCAGCCAUGCAGGGUCGAGCUGAAUGUGUGCGGUCUCUCAUGAUGACAGGAGGAGACAUUGAAGCAAGAGACUUUGGCCGUAAACUGACACCACAGGAAUGGGCCUUGUUUACAGGCCGCUACGAGACUGCCAAACUGAUUUCCAGACUGAUGGAUAAACCGUGUGCCGAACAGUUCUGUGACUCUUAUCACAUGGGGUGGCCUAUGCUGAGCGAAAUGGUGGCCAGAUCGAAGGAGCCUAAGUCCUGCUGGAGGAAGUUCUCAGAGUGUAUCUGUAACAUGUUUAACAUCAGCAUGAAGACCAAUCCUGUAGACGAAGGGGUCAUGGACUACACUGUGCGAAUGACCACAGCGUUGGCCAGUCCUCUUAUAGCCACCGCCUGCCACACUGUGUGCCCGGGCAGCCCCCCGUGUGUAGGAAAACGGCGUCCUGCCGUGCAGGAUAUCCUUCGCAGACAACGGCUGGCUGAACUGAAGAACCUCGGACCCGAUCGCCUCAACAACUACAAGAGGCUCUUCCAGAACUCCAGGGUUCUCCUGGUGCCCAAAAAGCAGGAACGCCGUGCCAGCCUGCAGCCGCAGUUACUGCACAGUGUCGCUAUGGCUUCUACUGUGGCCUUGAGGAGAAACAGCCUGCUGCCCCUUCACAUGAUGCGCAGGAGCAGCGUACGUCCUGGGAUGGUGGUGCCUAAAGUUAUGCUGUGCAAAGCUCCUCCUCCCAUACACAUGCCAGAGCGGCCGCCACGCAGGAGUUCAAACGAUUCAGCACAACUACAGAUCCCUAAGUGGAAGUACAAAGCUCUAAAGGAGGAGAAGAAGAAAGCUGAACAGAUGGAAAGGUUGAGAUUGCCUAUUGGGAGGAAAAAGUAAAGUGGCUUUUGAUGCCUUAGUGUUUUACAGAGGUUUUCCACUGUUGGUUUCAGGUCUGUGAGAAUUACUCACUUUUUAGAAGAGGACUUUUACUCCUCAAUUCUAUUACAUAGUCUGGCUGAUAUUUUUUAACUGGUGAUGAUUACUAAUUUUUAAUCAUCUAACCUGCACUAAAUUGCCAAAUGUUUUGGGAGAUUUGUUUUUACAUGCACAGGAACUUUAAUGACAUCUCAAUCUUACUUGGUAGAGUUCAAUUUGGAGUUGGCCCACCCUUUGCAGCGGUAAGAGCUUCAACUCUUCUGAGAAGGUUUUUCAUAAGGUUUAGGAGUGAGAAUUUCUGACCAACUAUUUACAAGUGCAUUUGAGAGGUCAGACACUAGCUACCUUACAUCCAUCUAUUUUCGUGCAUUUUUGAUAUGCGCAAAAAAAUCGGUUGAUGGAAAUGCCAAGAUGCACAUAAGUUUCAAAAAUGUGCAUAAAAAGCAAUUGGGCAUAACUAAGUAGGAUCAACUUUUUAUUCUAUACGAAAACAUGUGCAUAAACUUUUAUAGAAACACUAUACUAAACAAAUUCCAUUAUGCGCAUUAAAAAAGGUCAUGUGAUUGUUGUUUUAAGAGAUCAUGUGGUGAUAAAUAUGCGUGAAUGGACAAACCAGCAGGCUGAGCAUGUUGUUUUGGUCAUUCUAAAACCCUUAACCAUUUCAGUAUUAGUGUUAUUAUAUUGUUAAUUACCUCUAGAACUGUCAAGAGCUUCUGUGCUCCAUGUCUCAUGCCUUCAAACGCCACCACACAUUCACUGCAUGUCGGCACUUCAUCUGAGCACAAGUCAUUUAUUAAAUGAAGAAAAGAUUGACAUGGCUUCUCCUACCAAAGUUAAUUCCAUUUUUACUGUUUAUAUUUGCCGCCAGUUAAUCAGUAAGUGAUGAUUUUGACUACUUGGAUGAAAACGCUGCUCAUAUGCAAUAUUCCAGUUUUGCGCAUACAUUUAAUUCACAUCUUUGGAUGGAAACAUAGCUACUGAUAAGAAGGCCUGGCUCAGAGUCUCCACUCUAAUUCAUCCUGAAGGUUGAAGAUUCUGUCGGGUUGAGGUCAGGACCAAACUCACUCAUCCAUCUUUUUACAGACAUUAAUUUGUGGACUGUUGCAGUCAUGUUGGAGCAGGAAGUAGCCAUCUCCAAACUGUUCCAUCAAAGAUGGCAGCAUAAAAUUGUGCAAAAUGUUGGUAUGCCGAAGCUUUAAUUAUUCCUUUUACAGGAACUAAUGGGUCAAACCCAACCCCUGAAAGAAAGCCCCACACCAUAAUCUUCUCUCCAACAAACUUUACACUUGGCAGAAUGCAGUCAGGCAAGUACCGUUUUCUUGGCAACCACCAAACCCAGACUCAUCUAUCUGAUUGCCAGAAAGAGACGUGUGAUUUGUCACUCCAAAAAAAAGUCUUCACUGCUCUAGAGUCCAAUGGUGGAGUGCUUUACACUAUCCAAGUCUUUGCAGUGCACUUAGUGAUGUAAGGCUUGGAUGCAGCUGCUUGGCUAUGAGAAGCUAUUCCCUUCCAAGCUCUUUUUGAGCUAAUCUGAAGGCCACACACAUUUUGGAUGUCUGAAGCUAUUGACUAUGCAGAAAUCUGGCCACUACUGUGCACUGUGACCUCUUUCUGUGAUUUUAAUGUGGCCUAAGUUGCUGUUAUUCCCAGUUGCUUCCAAAUUGUUAUAUAACCACUAACAGUUGGCUGUAGAAUAUUUAGUAGUGAGGAAAUUCCAUAAAUGUACUUACAGUAUUUCAGAGGUUGCAACCUCAUGCUGCCACACUUGAAUUCAUUGAGCUCCUGAGAGUGACCCAUUCUUUCACAUAUGUUUAAAGAAGCAGUCUGGAUAGACAUUAUAUAUACACUUGUGGCCAUGUAAGUGAUUGGAACACCUGAAUUCAUUGAUUCAGAGGGGUGUCCCAAAAUGUUUGGCAUUAUGCAUAGUGUAUUUAAAGUUUUUUUUUUUUGCUCUUUUUAUAAUAAUUUUCUUGAGCCAAGUCAUUACUUGAAAUAUGUUGCACAGUAAUCUUUUUUCUUUUUUAUAUUGCACUAAAAGACUGAACUUGUAAAAGGGAGUGUUAUAUAAAGACUCGAUAAACAAUAAAUAAACUUAUUUAUCAAGCAUGUUCAUAGAACUUGUCAUGUGUUAGGUGGAACUUCACUAGUAAAUACUUCAUUUUUGACAGGAAUGAAGUGGGUGAUAUAAAUAUACGAUGUUCAAUGCAUAUUUUCAACUAUCUUCUCCAUAACGCUUGUAGUAAAAUAAUAAAGCAAGUUUUGAAAGUUGUCC